AUGGGCUGGUGGCCAUUCUCAUCAUCCUCCCGCAGCGACGAGAUCCGCUCCGGCACCGCCAUUCCCACACGCCAGGAACGAGCCGUCUGCUGGGCCGCCCGCGACGCAUACUUUGCCUGUCUCGAUGCGCAUGACAUCCUCGACGCCAACAAGGACGCCGCGGCGGCGAAGAAGGCGUGUCCCCGGCAGAGCGACGAUUUUGAGCGCGACUGCGCUGCUGCCUGGGUCAAGUACUUUAAGCAGUGGCGGGUAGCGGAUAUCCAGAAGAAGAGGAGGCUGGAUGAGUUGAGGAAGCAGGGCGCACAGGAGAUGGAGGUUUCUACGACGUUUGCGCCGGAUGGUGGCGCGGCAGCGAAGGGAACGGGAAAGGAGGAUAUCCAGGAUAUGUUGGAGCGGAAGAAGGGGAGGUGA
Molecule: messenger RNA, 411 nt
Organism: Pochonia chlamydosporia 170
Lineage: Eukaryota; Fungi; Ascomycota; Sordariomycetes; Hypocreales; Clavicipitaceae
Product: cytochrome c oxidase, subunit VIb
Exons: 1
Coding region: 1-411 (136 amino acids)
Biological process (GO): mitochondrial respiratory chain complex IV assembly
Cellular component (GO): mitochondrial intermembrane space; mitochondrion; respiratory chain complex IV
Source: RefSeq, a predicted model, not a curated record